GCUGUCUGUGAAUUGCCAACGCGUUAUGAGCGGAAAGACAAGCCAAGGCUGAACGCUGCCCAGAUGCGCUUGGCAUGGCAUGCUUUCCAGAGCCUCAUCUAUUCUUCAUCUUCACUUGAUGGAAGAGGGAUGGAGAAGCGAGCUCGUUCUGUGUGAUUCACCCUCCUGCUGCAGAAGCGAUGAGUAACUUGCUCCCAAACACUUCUCUCUUGAAUUGGGAUGCAUUAGAGGGAAGAAACACGUCGUCUGCCCCGUCCUGGGAGCUGGAGCCGGUGCCCGUGAUGGUUAACCCGUGGGACGUGCUGCUGUGCGUGACGGGAACGCUCAUGUCCUGCGAGAACGCAGUGGUGAUCGCUCUCAUCGCCUACACGCCCACACUGAGAGCACCUAUGUUCGUCCUCAUCGGGAGUCUAGCGUUCGCUGACCUCCUGGCCGGCCUGGGCCUGAUCCUCAAUUUCGUCGUAACUUACAUAAUCGAUUCGGGAUUUGUCACGCUGCUGUCGACGGGGCUAGUCAUCACAGCCUUCUCGGCGUCUGUGCUCAACAUUUUUGCGAUAACUGUAGACCGUUACAUGUCGCUGUACAACGCGUUGACGUACCACACCGAAGGCGCGGUGACGUUCACCUACAUCACACUCAUCUUGAUGUGGGUCAUCAGCACCGUGCUCGGUUCGCUCCCCGUCCUGGGCUGGAACUGCUUGGAGGACGAGAGCACCUGUAGCAUCUGUCGACCGGUGAACAAAAACAACGCCGCGGCGCUCGCCGUGUCCUUGCUCCUGGUCUUCGCUCUCAUUCUGCAGCUGUACCUCCAGAUCUGUAAGAUCGCUUUCCGGCACGCUCAGCAAAUCGCCGUUCAGCGGCAGCUUAUGACUACCUCGCACUCAUCUUCCACCACGAAAGGGGUCUCCACCCUCACCACCAUCCUGGGCACUUUCGCCUUCUGUUGGGUCCCUCUCGCCAUGUACUCGCUGGUGGCCGACUCUCGAACCCCUGUGAUCUACACCUACGCCACGGCUCUUCCGGCCAUCUGCCACUCCAUCAUUAACCCAAUGAUAUAUGCGUUCAGGAACCCUGAAAUUCUCCGAUCUUUGAGGAUUGCUUGCUGCUGGUGCAUGCCUUACAGUUUCAUCAUGCGACCCAGGACCCCCAGCGAUGUGUAGCAUCUUCAGUUUAAAGCACAAUGUUGGCAUUGGCCUGUCUGUAAAGCACAUAUAAUCCACAUAUUGUAAUCCAGUGGAGUGAGGGAUUUUUUAUUUUAUAUUUUAUUUGGCAGAUUUAAUAGCCUAGCACUUCAUAUUGUUGUGUCCAUGUUACACAGACACAUUACUAUACUUAACAGGAUAUCAGAAUAAUACUUUAACUUCCUUAUGGUAAAAGACAUGGUUGGUGAUGAGUAAAAAAAAAAAAGAGAGAGAGAUUUUGGUGCUUUUGCAUUCACUCAAUUUUGUUUGCUCGCAAAACUUUUGUAUCAGGAAUAAUAUGAGGUGGGAGGAAAAACUAUAUUUGAAUGUAUUUGAAAUUUUGCAUUCACUCAAAACCUUUGUGUUGCCCCAAGAAACUUUGUGCUAAAUGAGGUUGGAGGAAAAACUGUAUUUCAAUGUUUUUACAUUCUCUCGCAAAGCUAUAGUGUUUGCCCAAUAAAUUUAGCAUUUGCAUGCGAAAGUUUUGCAUAUCCAGAGAAAUGUUUAAUUCAUAUGAGGUGGGAGGAAAAACUUUAUUUGAAUGUAUUUAAAAUUUUGCAUUCACUCAAAACUUUUGUAUUGCUUUCCCUCGUGAAAUGAUUAUGUUAGAAAUAAUAUGAUUUGGGUACAAUGACUUAAUGUACUGGGCAAAUCAUUAAUAGCUGUCCAUGGUGUUUUAUAGCCACUGAGUCGAGAUGUGGCAUAUGUUCCAGCACUUCCUUGUGACAAUACAUAGAAUAAAGCAAAACAGAAAACAGAAGGAUGAAUGUACAAUUAAGUGAUUGUUGUUUGUGUGGCAGAUUUACAGGAUGCCUACUGUAUUGUAAAAUCAACCACAGUAAGCAUAGCCACAACAUAACUACAAUC
Messenger RNA from Carassius auratus (goldfish), 2048 nucleotides. Its product is annotated as G-protein coupled receptor 12-like. Gene Ontology annotation, cellular component: membrane. Gene Ontology annotation, biological process: G protein-coupled receptor signaling pathway. The record is from RefSeq and is a predicted model, not a curated record. The transcript has 3 exons. Bases 180 to 1160 code for a protein of 326 amino acids. Lineage: Eukaryota; Metazoa; Chordata; Actinopteri; Cypriniformes; Cyprinidae. Gene Ontology annotation, molecular function: G protein-coupled receptor activity.